GCAGGCGCCGUGCGCAGAGGCGGGCGCCACCAAGCCGCUGCUUGCGCGCCCCCGCCCGGGGCUAUAAAAGCCUUGCCACCUGCUGUCCUAGCUACACCGCGCGUCCGUUUGCCUGGAGGAGCCAAGCUACGGUCUCUCGCGGCAGCUGGCCUGGAUAUGGACCCUGAGACCUGCCCCUGUCCUACUGGUGGUUCCUGCACCUGCUCGGACAAAUGCAAGUGCGAGGGCUGCAAAUGCACCAACUGCAAGAAGAGCUGCUGCUCCUGCUGCCCUGCAGGAUGUGAGAAGUGUGCCAAGGACUGUGUGUGCAAAGGUGACGAGGGCGCCAAGGCAGAGGCGGAGAAAUGCAGCUGUUGCCAGUGAGGACCGAGCCCCUCCUCCACCGACUAUGUAAAUAGCGCUGGGGAUCCGUGGUGGGGCAUGACUAUGGUCCCCUUCUCUGGCUGCUUGCUCGGGAAUGUGAAUAAAUCCCAUGCACAGCAUGAA
Messenger RNA from Peromyscus californicus insignis, 486 nucleotides. RefSeq names its product metallothionein 3 (gene Mt3). The coding region runs from base 157 to 363 and encodes 68 amino acids. The record is from RefSeq and is a predicted model, not a curated record. Gene Ontology annotation, biological process: positive regulation of ERK1 and ERK2 cascade. Lineage: Eukaryota; Metazoa; Chordata; Mammalia; Rodentia; Cricetidae. The transcript has 3 exons. Gene Ontology annotation, molecular function: metal ion binding.